Molecule: messenger RNA, 624 nt
Organism: Gongylonema pulchrum
Lineage: Eukaryota; Metazoa; Nematoda; Chromadorea; Rhabditida; Gongylonematidae
Source: the annotation of a GenBank genome assembly
AUGAACAGUUCUUAUAUAAGGAGCGCAAGGGAGAAGGCGAUCAACACUGUUAGGGAUCUCAGUUUGGACUACGAUUUACCGGAGGACAAAUUAGAACAAAUUACUAACUCAUUUGCCGAACUAAGGAAUUUGGAUGAUCAGCUGCAGCAAAUUUCUAUUCCAACGGUUGAAGGCUCAAAUUUGACGGAAGAUUUUAACAACAUGAGGAAGAAUAUCUCAAAUUUGAACAUUACGGAUGAAGGAGCGCGAAUUUUGGAGAAUUUAUUUGAUGAAACGAUUUCUAAUGUCACUGUUUAUUUAGAUGACGCUAAGAAUGAAUUACUUGCUGACUCAUUUAUGUGCCGCCCGGUAUACGAAACUUGGCAAUCUGUUGGAACGAUAUUCUGUGGUCAGAUUGGUCGACCGCUUCACGGUAUAUGGCUAGCAUCCGCUCUAAUAUCAGUUUGUUUGAUGCCACUUAUCGUGCUUCUUGUCGGCAUCGUGAAAUACUUAUUCAAAAUGGACAAAAAAUAUGAUCCUAAAAGGGUAACUUUUUUUCAAGCCGAAAAAUUUCUCUUUUUUGGAAAAGUCAUACCACUCGAAUCAGUUUGGUUCUCUAGCCAUGCAGCUGGCAAUUUGACCUGA